ACAUACAUUUUUUAACAAUAUAAUUUUGAUACCGUUCACGUAAAGCACUUUUCUUCGAAAUUCUGCUUUUUCUCUUACAAAUCUCCCAUUUUUCAUCAUAAUAAACAAAAAGAACAGAAAUCUAUGGCUUUUUCAAUAUAUCAUGAUCAUUUCUUUUUCUUUUUUAUUUACCUCAUUAGAAGAUGCUGCAACUUUAAUUAGUCUUCUCUUUAUUCAUUGAGCUUGUGUGCCAAAUGGCCUAAUUACAUCUCAAUUUCACUAGAACUAAAAUCUCAUAUGAUUAAUGGAGAUUCAUUCUUGGCAAAUAUCAAAUGUCCUAUAUAUAAAGUCUCAUAUUUGAAAGGAUUUCAAUUUCAAUCCAAUUGUAUUCCUCAAAAUUUACAUUUAGAAAUACAAGCAGGGCAUACUUACUGAAAAAAAAAAAAAAGAGUUGGUGAGUUAAGAAAUGGCAGCUGAUAUCAGUGAGAAGUUGUUGAGUGAUAAGGAAGUGAAGCUGAAGGACAAGUUAUGGGACGAGACGAAGAAAAUGUGGGUGAUUGCUGCUCCAGCUAUGUUUACAAAAUUUUCGACGUUUGGAGUAACUGUUAUAAGCCACUCAUUUGUUGGUCAUAUUGGAUCUAAUGAACUUGCUGCUUAUGCUUUAGUUAGUACUGUUCUUCUCAGAUUUGGCAAUGGCAUUCUGAUGGGAAUGGCAAGUGGAUUAGAAACUUUAUGUGGACAAUCUUAUGGUGCUAAACAAUAUCAUAUGCUUGGAUUAUAUCUCCAAAGAUCUUGGAUUGUAUUAACCGUAGCCACGACUCUUCUUUUACCACUGUACAUCUUCACCACACCGAUCCUAAGAGCUUUAGGCCAGAAAGAAGAGAUAGCUAAAGAGGCUGGACUCAUUUCUUUAUGGUUAAUACCUGUGACUUAUUCCUUUGUUGCAUCAUACACAUGUCAAAUGUUCUUACAAGCACAGAGUAAGAAUAAGAUUAUUACAUACUUGGCAGCUUGUACCUUAGCGAUUCAUAUUUUCCUCUCCUGGCUUUUAACCAUGAAGUUUAAGUUUGGAAUUACUGGUGCUAUGAUAUCUACAGUUUUGGCAUACUGGCUUCCUAAUAUUGGUCAGCUAAUGUUUGUAAUAUGUGGAGGAUGUAAAGAAACUUGGAAAGGUUUUUCAUCUUUGGCUUUUAAGGAUCUUUGGCCAGUAGUCAAGCUUUCUUUUUCUUCAGGUGCCAUGCUUUGCCUUGAGUUCUGGUACAACAGUAUACUAGUUCUUCUUACAGGAAAUUUGAAAAAUGCUAUGGUUCAGAUUGAUGCUCUUUCUAUAUGCCUUAAUAUCAAUGGUUGGGAAAUGAUGAUAUCUCUUGGUUUCUUAGCUGCAGCAUGUGUACGAGUGUCAAAUGAGCUGGGAAGAGGGAGCGCGAAAGCAGCAAGAUUUUCAAUUUUGAUCACAGCGACAACAUCAUUUGUUAUUGGUUUCCUUCUAUUUUUAUUCUUUCUCUUCUUGCGUGGACAUCUAGCUUACUUAUUCACGGACAGUCAAGACGUGGCUAAAGAAGUCCAACAAUUGUCUCCUCUAUUAGCAUUUUCCAUACUUAUGAACAGUGUUCAACCAGUUCUUUCUGGUGUUGCUGUUGGAGCUGGUUGGCAGAGUAUUGUAGCCUAUGUUAACAUAGGCUGCUAUUACUUGGUAGGAAUUCCAGUUGGAGUUGUGCUUGGUUAUGUUUUUAAACUACAAGUUAAGGGUGUUUGGGUUGGAAUGAUUUUUGGUACACUGGUCCAGACUAUUGUACUACUUAUAAUCACUUUGAAAACUGAUUGGGAUAAACAGGUUUUACUUGCUCAGCAAAGAGUGAAGAGGUGGCUUGUAGAAGCUAAAACAAAUGCUGAUUCACAAAUUGCUUGAAGUUAGAAAAGUUCCUAUGUGUUAGGAAUAAUUUGUACAUUGGAUGCCCAUAUGAAUAGUUUAAAAAUUAAAUCUCCUAUUUUAUGUCAAUCACCUUUACUUUUUUAUGCCUAUAAAAGGUCAUGUAAUUGCAAUGUAAACACACACCAAAGUGAAAGAAGAAUAGACUUCUUCCU
Messenger RNA from Nicotiana attenuata, 2064 nucleotides. RefSeq names its product protein DETOXIFICATION 21-like. The record is from RefSeq and is a predicted model, not a curated record. The coding region runs from base 446 to 1888 and encodes 480 amino acids. Gene Ontology annotation, biological process: xenobiotic detoxification by transmembrane export across the plasma membrane. Gene Ontology annotation, molecular function: antiporter activity; xenobiotic transmembrane transporter activity. NCBI's taxonomy places the organism in Eukaryota, Viridiplantae, Streptophyta, Magnoliopsida, Solanales, Solanaceae. The transcript is spliced from 9 exons. Gene Ontology annotation, cellular component: membrane.